Messenger RNA from Punctularia strigosozonata HHB-11173 SS5, 1049 nucleotides. RefSeq lists its product as uncharacterized. The transcript has 3 exons. The record is from RefSeq and is a predicted model, not a curated record. Bases 1 to 939 code for a protein of 312 amino acids. NCBI's taxonomy places the organism in Eukaryota, Fungi, Basidiomycota, Agaricomycetes, Corticiales, Punctulariaceae.
AUGAAUCCCCUCUCCGGGGCUUUCGCAGAGUCGCACGCACCGGCCUCGCUCAGCUCCCAUUCUCGACUCUCAGGAGCCAACUCGAUACCCAUGACACUGUCCACCGCGACCUUUCCCAAAUACUGGAACGCACAGCGCGACGAGGUCGCGUACGGACUGGAGCUCACGCCGGAACACGUCCCCGUCGUCCACCUCCUGGGCACCUACACCUGGCUCUACCUCCACGACUCGCACUACGGCGCACGCCUCGUCUCGCCUGGCCCCUCCUCCGCCUCCUCGGCGACGGACGGCGCGGGCCAUCUGACGCUCUCCCUCGCGCCCUCGUCCGCCCACGCAGGGCUGUCCAUCGACGGCGACGUCGAGCCGCGCCUCUCCGGCUCCUUCUCGCUCGGCCACCUCGGCCUACGCGGUACCUUCUCCCCAGGCGACGUCCGGCGCGCGCGCUCGAGCACGGGGGAGCCCAUCCCGAGCCGGUGGAGCGUCCGCAUCCGCUGGCACGACGACGACGACGACGACGACGACGACGCCAGGGAGGCGCGCCACUUCUUCGACGUGUGCGCGGCGCGGGACGACGCCGGCCGGCCGUUCGUCCAGUUCGUGUGGGACGGCGGGAUGAACAUGGGCCGGGCGUACCGCAUCGCGCUCCUCGGCAAGCGGCUGCCUCAAGCGCGCUCUUCCGACCAGCCUUCACCUCCUCCUCCUCCUCUUCCGUCGUUCGCCGCGCCGUCGCUCGCGCCUGUGCCGAGGAGGGUGACGGGAAAGCUGGCGCGGAGAGAGGCGGAGGGCGUCGAGCUGAGCGCGGGCGAAAGGCAGAGGCUGGGCAUGGGCCUCGACGAGGCGCAGGUGGUCAAGGCCGGGCGCGCGAGGGUUGGCGCUGUGGUGCUGUUGGAUAGCUCGAACGCGCAGGCGGGGACGAAGCGCAAGCUUCGCGAGUCGUGACCGGCAUACUCGUCUAUUCUGUUCUCUCUCAGUUUCACUUGCAUCUUCACAUCACGCCGAACGAUUGUGCUUUGUAUCAUAUUUGUACCAUAGCAUCAAGCAUGAUCUCU